Molecule: messenger RNA, 616 nt
Organism: Owenia fusiformis
Lineage: Eukaryota; Metazoa; Annelida; Polychaeta; Sabellida; Oweniidae
Source: the annotation of a GenBank genome assembly
UCAAAGACAACAGAGAAAAAAGUGAAAGAAGCAGAAAUAGCCAAGAAAUUGCGAAAAGAAGCAAUGAAACGAAUGAAGUCAACUUCUCCACUGAAGAGUAAACCUGGAUCAUCUAAUGAAGGCGAGACAGAUACUAGCAAUGCAGGCUCUGGGGUGCCAGAAAAGAAAACCAGACGAAAUGCUAGCCGCAUAGAUCAUUUCCUGAGCGAUUACCUAAGCGCUAAAGUUGAAAAUGAUAAAGAAAAACUGAAACUGGAGAGAGGAAGUUGGGAGGUUGAAAAGAGGGAAAGGGAGCAGCAGAUGGAGAGAGAAAGGAUGAUGUUAGAACUAUUGAAGAAAAAGUUGUAGACUUAUAUAUGAGUGUAUUAUAUUCGUCCAGUUCUAUGUAUGAUACCAUAUCAAGUAUUGCACAUUAUUAUUGUUUAUUGUUUAAUUUUAUACUACUACAAUCGACAUUGAUUGACUAAUGGACAUUGAACAAAAUGUGCAUUUUUAUAUUUUUGUUUCAAUGCGUAUUACAUGUUACACUUUCUGCAUUCGUUCUCAGCAUUCAAACAAUCGAGUAUUGUAAACAUAAUGAUGUUAUAUUUUGUGUUUAAUUUUUAUAGAACUACAA